Molecule: messenger RNA, 3335 nt
Organism: Solanum pennellii
Lineage: Eukaryota; Viridiplantae; Streptophyta; Magnoliopsida; Solanales; Solanaceae
Product: pentatricopeptide repeat-containing protein At5g65560
Exons: 3
Coding region: 240-2990 (916 amino acids)
Molecular function (GO): protein binding
Source: RefSeq, a predicted model, not a curated record
AUUUUUUUGGCCAAACCCUAAAUUGGGUCCUAAAAGUGGUUAUUUUUGUGUUUAUUUUUCUUCAAUUUGCAACUUCACCCCCUCUAAUGUCAUCGUACUAUCACUGGAGUCCGCCUCUGUCACUCAGCAAGAAAAAAAGUAUUGCCACAGCCAAAUCGCCGCUCUGUUUAGCUCCAUGAAUACCCAAACUUGAUCUCUUCUCUCUUCUUCUUCCUUCUUGGAAUCGAUUUUCCAAGACAAUGAUACAAUGGACGGCGUUGCCUACUCCAUUUCCAUUUCGUUCAGGUCAGUCGAUUUCUCUUUUCUUCUCCUUAAUCAAAUCUUUCCCAUUUUCUGUAGCUUCUUCUUCUUCUUCUUCUUCUCCUUCAUCCAUUUUGUCACCAGAAGAAUCAGAACCCAUUUCCAUUGACCCCCUUUCUUCUCAGCUUCUCAAUCUCCUUUCACACCCAAAUUGGCAAAAACACCCAUCUCUCAAGAAUCUAAUUCCUUCACUUUCCCCUUCUCGUCUCUCUUCUUUCCUCUCACAAAACCCAAAUCUUAACCCCCAUAUCGCGUUUUCCUUCUUUGAUUACCUCUCCCGGAUACCCUCAUUCAAACCCAGCGUUCAAUCUUAUGCACCCCUUUUGCGUAUUUUGAUUUCCAAUAAGCUUUUUCAGGUCGCGGAAAAAACGAGACUUUCUAUGAUUAAAUCAUGUGGAACAACUGAGGAUGUCGUUUUUGUGAUGGGUUUUGUGCGGGAGAUGAAUAAAUGUGAAGAUGGGUUUAGGUUUAAGCUUAAUGGGUGGGGUUAUAAUACAUUGUUGAUGGCGUUAUCACGGUUUGUUAUGGUUGAUGAUAUGAAAUGUGUGUAUAAUGAGAUGUUGAGUGAUAUGAUUAAACCUGAUGUUUAUACUUUUAAUACGAUGAUUAAUGGUUAUUGUAAAUUGGGUAAUGUAGUUGAGGCUGAGGUUUAUUUGAGUAAGAUUUUUCAAGCUGGUUUGAUGCCGGAUACACAUACGUACACGUCGUUUAUAUUGGGUCAUUGUAGGAGAAAGGAUGUAAAUAGUGCUUUUAAGGUUUUUAGGGAAAUGCAGAUAAAGGGUUGUCAAAGAAAUGUGGUUUCGUACAAUAAUUUGAUUCAUGGAUUGUGUGAAACGAGGAGGAUUAAUGAAGCGAUGAAGCUGUUUUUGGAAAUGGCAGAUGAUGGUUGUUCUCCAAAUGUCCGGACAUAUACAAUUCUCAUUGAUGCGUUGUGUCGGUUGGAUAGGAGGGUAGAGGCAUUGAGUUUGUUUGAUGAGAUGAGGGAGAAAGGUUGUGAGCCCAAUGUUCAUACUUACACUGUUUUCAUCGAUGGUUUGUGUAAAGACUCUAAGCUUGACGAAGCAAGAGAGUUACUAAAUGUUAUGUCGGAAAAGGGGCUAGUUCCGAGUGUGGUGACAUACAAUGCUCUGAUUGAUGGAUACUGUAAGAAAGGUUUGGUUGAUGUUGCAUUAAGUAUUUUAGACACAAUGGAAUCGAAAAGUUGUCUCCCGAAUGUACGUACAUACAAUGAAUUGAUUUCUGGCUUUUGUAGGGCGAAAAAGGUGCAUAAGGCAAUGUCACUACUUGAUAAGAUGCUUGAGCGCAAACUAUCUCCUAGUAAUGUCACUUUUAACUUGUUAGUUCAUGGACAGUGUAAAGAGGGUGAAAUAGAUAGUGCAUUUAGGUUGCUUAGAUUGAUGGAGGAGAAUGGAUUAGCUCCUGAUGAGUGGAGUUAUGGUACAUUAGUUGAUGGCUUAUGUGAAAGAGGUAGAGUUGAAGAAGCUAACACCAUUUUUAGUUCUCUGAAAGAGAAGGGUAUAAAGGUUAAUGUUGCAAUGUACACUGCUCUAAUUGAUGGACAUUGCAACGCUGAAAAAUUUGAUUUUGCCUUCACAUUAUUUAAGAAGAUGAUCGAGGAAGGUUGCUCCCCAAACGCAUGUACUUAUAAUGUGCUGAUUAACGGGUUGUGUAAACAGGGUAAGCAACUAGAAGCAGCACAAUUACUUGAAAGCAUGGCAGAAAGUGGUGUAGAACCCACAAUCGAAUCCUACAGUAUUUUGAUUGAGCAACUAUUAAAAGAAUGUGCCUUUGACCAUGCUGACCAAGUUUUUAGUUUAAUGAUAUCUAGGGGACAUAAGCCGGAUGUCUGCAUUUACACUUCAUUUCUAGUUGCAUAUCACAAUGAAGGUAAAUUGAAAGAAGCGGAAGAUGUGAUGGCUAAGAUGGCAGAGGCGGGAAUUAGGCCAGAUUUGAUGACCUAUACAGUAAUGAUUGAUGGUUAUGGUCGUGCAGGAUUAUUAAAUCGAGCCUUUGAUAUGCUAAAAUGUAUGUUUGACUCUGGAUAUGAACCUUCUCAUUACACCUAUUCUAUUUUGAUUAAACAUUUGUCCCAAGGAGGACUUGAUCUCAAAAUAGAGGCCAGUUCCAUUAAUAUUGCUGAUGUGUGGAAAGUAGUAAAAUAUGAAACUUUGCUUAAACUCUUAGAUAAAAUGGAGGAACAUGGAUGUCCUCCUAAUACAAACUGUUUUAGUUCGCUUGCUAUUGGUCUCUGUAGAGAAGGACGUCUUGAGGAGGCUUCGAGGUUACUUGAUCAUAUGCAGAGUUGCGGAAUGUCUGCUUCUGAAGGUAUGUACACCUCAAUGGUAAAUUGUUGUUGCAAGUUGAGAAUGUAUGAGGAUGCAACAAGAUUUCUUGACACUAUGCUUACACAAGGUUUCUUACCACGCUUAGAGUCGUACAAGCUCCUUAUAUGUGGGUUGUAUGAUAAUGGGAACAAUGAUAAAGCUAAGGCAGCCUUCUUUCAACUUCUUGAUUGUGGGUACAAUAAUGAUGAAGUAGCUUGGAAGCUUCUAAUUGAUGGCUUACUUAAGAGGGGACUUGUAGAUAGAUGUUCUGAGUUGUUGGAUAUUAUGGAGAAAAAUGGUUCUCGGCUUAGUUCCCAGACAUAUACAUUUCUGCUAGAGGGACUUGAUAGAACAGACAACAAAUGAAGAAGUUCCAGCUAUUUGUGAUUCUAUUCCAUAUGUUUGUUCAGUCAAGCAUGUCCACAACUAGAUCUUCACGUGCGCCGAAUAAUGAUUUCUCAUUUAUAUUCUUGUGGGCUGUUCCUUUUAAGGGGAAUUUUCCUUCCAUGAGAUCAGUUUGGAGUCCCCAUAUGGUAUAUGCAGCUACCUCUGACAGGUAUGUUGAUCCAUGUGAUUAAUCUAUUGUCUUUCUCCAUAAAUCAAUUUGCAAGGAACCAGUAGAGACAAAAGGGAGGAGCGCCAGCACUUGAUGUGCCAGAAUUGUUGGCAUAUUAGUUAGGCAGUUGCGCCAAUUUCUGGAUCAAUUUGGAA